Messenger RNA from Diaporthe amygdali, 903 nucleotides. RefSeq lists its product as uncharacterized. Gene Ontology annotation, molecular function: protein binding. Lineage: Eukaryota; Fungi; Ascomycota; Sordariomycetes; Diaporthales; Diaporthaceae. Bases 1 to 903 code for a protein of 300 amino acids. The transcript is spliced from 4 exons. The record is from RefSeq and is a predicted model, not a curated record.
AUGGAUCCUCCUGGCCAGCUUGAUCUGAAUGCGGCUGCUUCAACGGACUUCUUUGAACGUCUUGAGCCUAACCUCAAAUCCGACAUUGUCAUCACUUGUGGUGAAAAGUCGUGGAAUGUCCACCGGUGCAUUAUCGGCCUGCGAAGCAAAUGGUUUGAGAAAGCCCUUGCAGUCAAGUCUGGGCUGGGACCUAUCCCAGAGACUAUGAACGUUUCGAAUUUCGAUCCUCAGAGUAUUGAGUGGAUGUUAAAAGCCACGUACCUCGGCAAUACGUCCUUUCUCGAAGGGCAGCUUCGAGAUGACAAGAAGGUCCACGCAAUCUGUGUGUUGCUAUACAUACUGGGCGACUACUUCGAAAUCACGUCGCUGACCAUGAACGCGUGCGAGCUCUUGAAUACCCACCAUGUCCGCAAGGCAGUCGCUUUUCAGCGAAUGUACUUCCGCAGACAACUCGUAAGAGCUGGGAUAGCCGACUUGGCUGCUGAAUUCUACAGCGAAGAGUUUUUCAGCCAGGCCAAGAUCGCAUAUACGUAUGGAUCGCCAAGAUUUAACAAGCUGCGAUCCUGCUUCAUUCUGUUCUUUCGGCUGACUCGGUUCCUGCCUCUGCUGGACGAUUCCCUCCAUAACAGACUCCAAGCUGUCCCGAGAUUUGCUGCGGACGUGCUGCGACAAAUGACCACGAAGUCAUGUGGCCCAAUGAUCCCUCACAUUCUCCCAGACAAGUGCUUCAGUUGCAACGAAAGGGUCCUCACUGGCAGAAAAGAGAACCUCUUCACGACAACCUCGUUUCACUGCGGCCAUGAAGGGGUGGCGUGCGGCGGCAGUGGAUUUUGCGUCAACUGCGACCAGCUAUGGACCGACGCGCAAACCUUCCAGGCCAUGAUGAGGGGAAAUAUCUUCUAA